This is a messenger RNA of Acaulospora colombiana, 2778 nucleotides long. Lineage: Eukaryota; Fungi; Glomeromycota; Glomeromycetes; Diversisporales; Acaulosporaceae. The record is from the annotation of a GenBank genome assembly.
AUGGAUGUUGAUAAACCACACAAGGCACAUCGCGUCUCUAAAAAGAAGAAAGAAAAAAAGAGUGGCGAAAAGCAUGCCAAGGGUCACAAUGAUAAAGCUUUUGCUGUGAAGUCUGGUCGCCGGGCUGAGAAACAAGCAAGGCGGAAUGCCGAAAAAGAUCAAACGAGGCUUCACGUUCCUCUUGUCAAUAGAACACCUGAAGAUGAACCCCCUCCCGUGAUAGUUGCUGUGGUUGGGCCGCCAGGCGUAUGUGUCAUCCAUGGCAGAGUGGCCGUCGCUCACGGUCCCAUCACAGUCGUAGCGGGCAAGAAAAAGAGGCUCACCAUCGUCGAAUGUAACAACGACCUCAAUUCCUUGAUAGAUAUAGGGAAAAUUGCCGACUUGGAGACAUUCGAAUUCCUAAAUAUCCUCCAAGCGCACGGGUUUCCCAAGAUCAUUGGAGUCCUCACACACCUCGAUCUUAUAAAAAAGAUAUCCAUCCAACGAGCUACCAAAAAAGCCCUGAAAAAAAGGUUCUGGACAGAAAUCUAUCAGGGAGCAAAGCUAUUCUACUUGUCUGGUGUCCUCAAUGGUCGCUAUCCGGACACGGAGAUACAAAAUCUCACCCGGUUUAUAUCAGUUAUGAAAUUCCGUCCUUUAAUCUUUCGCAAUUCCCAUCCUUAUCUCUUGGCGGAUCGACUACAAGAUCUCACACCAGUGGAGCAAACCCGUUUACAUCCAACAUGUGACAGGAAGGUCACGCUGUAUGGAUAUCUUCGAGGUACCAACCUGAAAGCGGCGACAAAAGUGCAUGUACCUGGGGCGGGUGAUUUGGAUAUCAAAUCGAUAACAAUGCUCGGAGAUCCUUGCCCCCUUCCUACCGCUGAUAGUGAAAAGCGCAGGAGACUAGCUGAGAAGCACAAGCUGAUACACGCACCUAUGAGCGAUGUUGGAGGGAUCUUGUAUGACAAAGACGCUGUAUACAUCACGGUACCGGGCAAUUUCACCCGACGAGAGCCAGGUCAAGAAGCAGAAGGCGAAGGCGAACGGAUGGUACUAGAUCUUCAGGAUGCACCUACAACCCUUGCAGACUCUGUAUCGCAAAGUCACAUCCGCCUACUUGGUACAUCUUCAAAUCCACUAGUGAUCGCCAGGAACGAGGAAGCAAGUGAUAGCGAUGAAGAAUCAGAGGGUUCUCUAGUUUCGACUUCUGAUGGCGACGACGAAGAAACAGAUCAAUCGGAUUUAGAAGAGCUUGAAAAUGAAACAAAGUCCUUUGUGGGCGACGGAAGUGGACGGUCGGUUCGUCGCAUACCGCUCCGGUCUAUGCACUCUGCCCCAUCCAGAUCACCGGAAGAAGAAAUUGAAUACGCAGACAGUGAUUCAGAACUAGGUGAAAUUGUUGGAGAUCAUCGCCAGGAGGAACAAGCGCCACAUCUAAUGUCGGAUUCGGAAGAUGAGGUUUCAGAGGAAGGCCCACGAUGGAAGGAGGUGAUGGACUCUAAUCUAGAGCGUGUAACGUCACUGAAGCCUAGGCGAAGAGACUGGACAAAGUUAAUUUAUUCCAGCGAUCUUACACCUGAACAAAUCGCGGAAGGAAAAGACCUAUUCGAUGGCCGGCAGAAGGACGAUAGGGACCACCCACCAUCAGAUGAAGAAGAUGAUUUUCUUACAUUCAAGAAUAAUGAACAUCGUGUCACGCAAGACGCGGUUGAUCAAACCAUGGAAUCGUUGGAACGUCUACCAGAUCAUCAAUGGAACGAUGAUACCUUCCUCGAUUCUUUCCGACACCUUUUCAUUACGGGAAAGGAACAAAAUGACGACCCUGAAACGGUAGAGGACUCUGCAAAUGGAGAUUUUGAAGAUCUAGAAGAGGAGAACGGGUUGAAAUCCUCUACAGCAGAAGUAGUUGACGAUGACGAUGAUGCAGCUCAACGAAACCUAGCUGCAAAAAAGGAAGCUCUGAAGCGUAAAUUCGACGAACAAUAUGAUGAUCCAGAAACUGCAAAGCUAUCUUUCUACGAUGAAAGGAAGGAAGAAAUGGCUCGUCAGAUGCGCCUGAACAGAGAAGAAUUCGAAGGGGUUAGCCAAGAGACCAGGGCCCUGGUAGAAGGUUAUAGACCGGGAUCGUAUGUCAGAAUUGAGCUGAACGGUGUUCCGUGCGAGUUUGUCCAGCACUUUGACCCGUCUUACCCGAUCAUCGUCGGAGGUCUAUUACCCGCUGAAGAACGAUUCGGGAUAAUACAAGUUCGUAUCAAGCGCCAUCGUUGGUUUACCAAAACUUUGAAGACCAAUGACCCGCUGAUCUUUUCGCUCGGUUGGCGGCGGUUCCAGACCAUUCCGAUCUAUAGCCUGGACGAUCAUUCAAUAAGAAUGAGGAUGCUAAAGUACACACCAGAGCAUAUGCACUGUUAUGCCUCUUUCUACGGGCCGGUUUCUUUGCCCAAUACCGGAUUCUGCACCUUCAACUCUCUUGCAGAUUCUAGUCCUGGGUUUCGCGUCUCUGCUACUGGGGUCGUAUUGGAUAUUGACCGUUCUACAAAAAUUGUCAAGAAGUUGAAGCUUACAGGAGUACCCUAUAAGAUUUACAAAAAUACUGCGUUCAUCAAAGACAUGUUCAAUUCCUCUCUAGAGGUGGCAAAAUUCGAAGGUGCCAAUAUUAAGACGGUAUCCGGCAUCAGAGGUCAGAUCAAGAAGGCAUUGUCCAAACCAGAUGGGGCUUUCAGGGCCACAUUUGAGGACAAGAUCCUGAUGAGCGGUGCGUUCACUUUUCAUAUCUUCAUAUUUACUCAACGUUAA